Geodia barretti is the source of this 696-nucleotide messenger RNA. Lineage: Eukaryota; Metazoa; Porifera; Demospongiae; Tetractinellida; Geodiidae. The record is from the annotation of a GenBank genome assembly.
AUGUUCCUGGCCGCGGCGGGGCCCUGGUGGCGGGACCAGGCGGUCGCCUUCGCCCGCUACGCGGCCGAGAUCGGCGCCGACGGCGUGCUCGCCUCCCCACCGUACCGGGGCGUGACGGUGCGCGACUCCGUGGACUACUUCCUGGCCGUCUCGCGCGAGUUGCCGACGGUGAUCCUGAGCGCCACGCUGGCGCCGCUCGGACUUGGCGGGGCGCUGGAGGCGGUGCGGCUGCUGCUGGCCGAAGGCGACCGCAUCAUCGGCUUCAAGGAGGACUACGGCCCGGAGUUCGCGCGGCCGGCCUGUCUUCUGUCGCAGGGGACGUGGAGCAACUUCGCCGGCGGCCAGAAGCAGACCCACCUGGACAUGCUUCCCUACGGAUGCGACGGCUACAUGUCGGUGCUGGUGGUCUUCAAGCCGGAGAUCACCCGCGCCUACUGGGACGCCGUCGAGCGCGGCGACAUCCCGGCGGCCGCAGGGAUCAUCCGCGACUACGACAUGCCGAUGUUCGAUCUGCUCGGUGCUGCCUCGCCGGCCGGCAUCGACGCCGCCCAGCACGCGAUGAUGGAGCUUGCCGGGAUCUCCGGCCGCUGGCGCCGGCCGCCGCUGUCCGACUACACGACUGCCGAGCUGGAGCGGUUGCGCGCCGGGCCUGCGGGACCUGUCGCUGCUGUGAGCCGGGUGAGCAGGGAAGGCUGA